Phlebotomus argentipes is the source of this 1989-nucleotide messenger RNA. RefSeq names its product probable ATP-dependent RNA helicase Dbp73D (gene Dbp73D). Lineage: Eukaryota; Metazoa; Arthropoda; Insecta; Diptera; Psychodidae. Bases 108 to 1973 code for a protein of 621 amino acids. Gene Ontology annotation, cellular component: nucleus. The transcript has 2 exons. Gene Ontology annotation, molecular function: nucleic acid binding; ATP binding. The record is from RefSeq and is a predicted model, not a curated record.
AAGUUCCGUACAUUUUCUUCAGACAUUUGAAACAGUGCAGUUUUGCUUUUGAGGUUACUUCAUGUGUUCUUGUUUACCUCGAGAAAUUGUGAAAAUCCUCGGAAAAUAUGGAACUAUUCGACGUAAAAAGAUAUGCUCCUGGCCAGAAACAAGCGGAUCCGGGGAGGGAAAACAGGCUUCUUGAGAAACUCCAAGGAAUCAUUGCAGAGAAGAAGAAAAUCCUCGAGGAGAAGCAAGAGAAGCACAAGGAACCAAGUGUGGAGAAGGAUCAGCCGGCUGAGCAUGAAAUUGAAGAGUCCGAAGAGGAGGAAACUGUUAUUCAAACUCCCGGCGAAACCUUCAAAAUCCUCGGCGAUGAGCAAUUUGCGGAGAAAGAGAAGGUCAAGCGGACUCUGCCUUCCUGGCUCUCUCAUCCUGUCGUGAUCUCCAAUGAUCUGACUCAGAAGACAGAGAGAAUCGAUGACAUGCCAUUCUUGAGCCCUGAAAUGAGGGAGAAUCUGAAGAAAAUGGGAAUUGAGACACUCUUUCCGGUGCAGAAGCAAGUAAUUCCCUGGAUUCUCGAUGCUCACGCCAAUCCUCCACCCUUCAGGCCACGAGACAUCUGUGUUUCCGCCCCGACGGGCAGUGGAAAGACAAUCGCCUUCGCCUUGCCCAUCAUUCAGCUCCUGAUGCAGCGGACAACCCAGAAAAUCAGGGCUCUGGUGGUGCUUCCUGUGCGUGAAUUGGCCGCCCAGGUGUUCACGGUGUUCAAGAACCUCUCGAAGGGUACAAAUCUCAAUUGUCUGCUCUUCUCGCCGAACAGAUCCUUUGCCGAGGAGCAAAAGUACCUCGUGAAGGAAGUGAACGGGAAGAUGCACUCCAGAGUGGACAUCAUUGUCACCACGGCUGGUCGCUUGGUGGAACAUCUCUGUGGCACUCCGGGAUUCUGCCUGAAGGACCUCAAGUUCCUGGUGAUCGACGAAGCGGACAGAAUUAUGGAGCAAAUCCAGAAUGAUUGGCUUUAUCAUCUCGAGAAUCACCUUCAGAAGGAUGUUCAGCACUUUCCGGGCAGAAACAUUCCAGUCUCUCUCAUGACACUCAAGGGGGAAUUGGCCAAGCAGCCUCACAAGCUUCUCUUCUCCGCCACUCUGUCUUCGGAUCCCGAGAAGUUGGAGAAUAUGAAGCUCUUCCUGCCCAAACUAUUCACAUCCGUGGCCACGGAGUUCAAAUACACGGAAGGGAAUCAGGAAGCCAGCAAAGAGCUCGUUGGGAAGUUCACCACACCAGCAGAAUUGACGGAGAAGAUCUGCGAGACGGAAAUGGAGAAGAAACCAUUGACACUCUUCAAGCUAAUCACAGAGAAUUCGUGGCGAAGAUUUCUCUGCUUCACCAACAACAACAUCGCAGCCAAUCGCUUGACUUUUGUCCUGCAGAAGAUGCUCGGAGAUGGUCUGGUGGUUAAGGAUUUGUCGGCUAAUCUGAAAAAGAACGCUCGAAUGGCGAUUUUGAGCAAGUUUGCUGCCGGGAAAGUGCACGGAUUGGUGAGUUCUGAUGCUCUGGCGAGAGGAAUUGAUUUGCCAAAUGUUGACGUCGUGGUGUCUUACGACUGCCCGCGUCACAUCAGAACCUACAUUCAUCGCAUUGGCCGAACAGCACGCGCAGGACGUCCAGGAACUGCUGUGACUCUAAUCAGUCAAGAGGAUCGAGAGAUGUUCAAGAAAAUUCUCACCACAGCAGGGAAGUCUCCUCUGCAGGACAUCAAAGUGUCUUCAGAGAGUCACGAAGAGAAGUUCUCUUCAGUCCUCGUGGAGCUGAACAAGUAUCUGAAGGAUGAGAAGAAGAGAAUGUCCGUGAGAACUCAGAAGGAUGAAAACACAAUGAAAAAACCAGCUUUGAAGAGGAAAAAAGUCGAUCCUGAACCCGGAAAGCUGAAGAGGAAGAAGAAGAGACUGCCUGGCAAGGAGAUCAGAGCAAAGAAAGCUAAAAUAAAUUAAUUAUUUGCAUAAAAAA